AUGCCCAACAAUAACCAGGCAUCAUCUUCAUCACAACAGACGAUUCCAAUCGGAAGAACACUCAAUCCGGAGAUGAUUGCUUGUCUGGAGGAGGAACUACAAAGAUGCUCCAAAAACACAAGGAAUAAUGGUGCCAAGCAUUAUGUUUUGGGGUUACGGAAGGCAAUAUCUUCCUUGGAAAAGUAUCCAAAGAAAUUGUAUAAUGGAAAUGAAGCUAAAACUCUGAAGGGAAUUGGAGAUAAGAUGGCCUAUAGAAUUGAUAAAUAUUUGAAGGAUAAUAAUAUUGAUUUGGGGACUCCACCUCCGAAUGCUGGAAAUAAUAGUAAUCAUAAUAAUAAUAAUGGAGGUGAAACAGAUGGACAAUCUGUGUCACAAGAUGAAUCGAAUAAUGAUCAAACAGCAAAGAAGAGGAAAAGAACAAAUAGAAAAUACAUUCCGAAAUUUAAAACUGCUGCCUGGGCGAUUAUGAUAUCACUGUACAGACAUAUUAAGAGUAGUGAAAAGGAUUAUGCUACAAAAACACAAUUGAUUGCUCUAUGUGAAACACUGACUGAUGUACCUAUGGAACAAUCAACCAAUGCAUCUAAAUAUACUGGCUGGAGCUCAAUGAAAACUCUAAUGGAAAAAGAAUUGAUAACCUCAGAGAAGAAGGGAAGAUCGAAUGGUUUCAUGCUCACUCCUAGAGGUAGAAAACUGGCAAGAAAACUUCACACAGCUGAGAAGGAAGUAUCUGAACUUGAGUUUGAAUGGGAAGAAUCAGAGGAGGAAAUGUCAUCUGAAGAGGAACCAGAAGAACCAAAAGAAAAACCAAAAAAGAAAAAGAAACAACCAGUUAGCUCAGCAGAAUCAGAGUCUCUUUCAAACUUUGAAGCAAGUCAAUCCAGCCAACAAUCAGACAGUGAAAUAAUUAGUCGUAGUUAUGAUUCCGAUCCAGAGCUAUGUGAAGAUAUAUUCACUCAACUUGGAUUUUCACAAAGAAAAAACAAUCCACCAUCAAUAACCAAUGAACUCUCUCAAUCAUCACAAACAAGCUAUAGUGAGCUUAGUGAUGACGAUGAUGAUAUUCUACUCCACGAGAAAGACGCCUCCCCAAAGCCCUCCAUAUCAUCCAAUACUUCAUCUCAGAAUCCUGUAUAUAUGAUCCUUUCAGAUGAUGAAGAUGAGGAUGUUGCAUUUGAUUAUAGUAAGCUUCCUCUCAAAUUCAGCUAUAUGGACAAACUAGAUAAACCGGUCAAUCGAAUAGAGGAUGCCAAGUUUCAUUUCAGUACUUCAGCUGGUGAAAUAAGAAUCAAGGUUCUACUCAAAAGUCCUUUGAAAAAUGAAGAGACCCUUGCUGAUCUAUUUGAUGAAAUAAUCGAAAAGAAGCGUGUAAAUAAUGAACUAACAGUCACUGGCUUCAUAAAGGAGUCGAGAUGUGUACCUUAUGCGAGCAAUUUAGCUAAAAAUCUGAUUAUUGAUCCAGCUAUUUUCAAAUUCUAUUCAACAAAUGAGAUUGAGAACACUAGCAACAAGAAGAAAUCAUCAAAGGAUAAUAUCAGUAGUGCUACCAUAUUUAAUACAGAUUUACAGACAUGUAAUCCUAUUGAGCGCGCACCAUCCAGAGCCAUCCAGCCAUCCAAGCCAACCGUUGUACCUCUCGAUAUUGAACUAAGUGAUGACGAAGAUGUAACACUUGAGAAACCAGUCACUCAGAAAAAAACAAAGAAAAAGAAACACCUAGCCGAAUCUUCAGAACCCUCUUCCUCCCAACAACAAACACAAUAUCGACCAGCAAUUCCUGUGCCUAGACCAAGAGAAAUGAUGAGAUCUAUAGAUUUUUCAAUGCCACCACCAUCCUUUGUUCCAGCCAGAAGUCUUGUUACUAACAACCAAAUUAGCUCGUCCUCUACCUCCACAGCAAGUACAUCAAGUAGUUCUCAAUCCAUACCGAAUAGCACCCAAAUUACCACCUCUAACCACAUACCAACGAAUCCAGUAAUUCUCCAAUCCAAUAGACAACCCAAGACAAUUGUAAACCUAAAGAGCUUUUUAGAAAAUCCAGAACCUAAUCCCUCCUUCGCCUUUUCAGCUGCUGACAGCAAUACUACCUCCACAAAAUCAAAUGAUUUACCAAAAGUACCUUACAAGAUUCACCUUAUUAUAGAUCAAAGAGAGAGAACAGGACAUAAUGAUAGAAAAUCAUUCUGUGACACACUUAAAAAACGAGGUGUAGAUGCACUGAUUUCACAACUUGGAAUGGGAGAUGUUAUUUGGACACUCACAACUGAAGAGAGAUCAUAUGUGUUGAAUUAUGUUUUGGAGAGAAAGGAUAUUAAUGAUCUAGCUGGAAGUAUUAAGGAUGGAAGAUAUAAGGAACAAAAAUUCAGAAUGAACAAUUCUAAUUGUUCCAAUAUUUUUUAUUUGAUUGAAAGAGGUUUCAAACACCAAGAUCAACUCUCUCAGUCUUCACUUGAAACCUCCAUUAGAAAGAUUUUAACAGAUGGCAUUUGUGUAAAACAUACUGCAUCAUUGGAAGCAUCCAUUAAUUUUCUUGUCAUCAUGAACUCUCUCAUUAUAGAAUUAGUUGAAAGAGAUGGCCUUACACCACACCAACUACUCAUUCCACACGAAAUUACUGGCGAAAUGUACAAUCCCUCACUCGAACAGUACAAUGUUCUUUUCAAAAAGAAUAAUGACAUUUCCAAGAAUGAAUUAUUUGGCAGACAGCUCACUACCAUCCAAGGUGUAUCCUCUCAAAUAGCAGAAUCAAUCAUUAAGAAACAUCCAACACCAACCUCCCUGUGUCAAGUCUUUCUGGACUCAUCAACACCUCAUGACCUGGCUCUGAAAAACUUUGCCAUCGAAUCAUCAGUUGAAGGUGUUUGCACUCGUAAAAUUGGAGCGAAACUCUCCCAGAAAAUUUAUCAAUACUUUUUCCAAGAUUAA
Naegleria gruberi is the source of this 2925-nucleotide messenger RNA. RefSeq lists its product as uncharacterized. The record is from RefSeq and is a predicted model, not a curated record. Gene Ontology annotation, cellular component: nucleus; Holliday junction resolvase complex. Gene Ontology annotation, biological process: DNA catabolic process; double-strand break repair via break-induced replication; resolution of meiotic recombination intermediates. Gene Ontology annotation, molecular function: DNA binding; 3'-flap endonuclease activity; crossover junction DNA endonuclease activity. Lineage: Eukaryota; Heterolobosea; Eutetramitea; Acrasida; Naegleriidae. The transcript has a single exon. Bases 1 to 2925 code for a protein of 974 amino acids.